Cordyceps militaris CM01 is the source of this 1188-nucleotide messenger RNA. Its product is annotated as monooxygenase, putative. Bases 1 to 1188 code for a protein of 395 amino acids. The record is from RefSeq and is a predicted model, not a curated record. NCBI's taxonomy places the organism in Eukaryota, Fungi, Ascomycota, Sordariomycetes, Hypocreales, Cordycipitaceae. The transcript is spliced from 4 exons. Gene Ontology annotation, molecular function: FAD binding.
AUGUCGAGUACAGAUAAACCUAGUGUUUUAAUCAUUGGCGCGGGACUGACGGGGCUGCUUGUUGCGCAGGGGUUGAAAAAGAAUGGCUUCAGUCCCAUUGUCGUCGAGAGGGAAGACGGCAUCGAUGCGCGGCCCCGCGAAUGGACCAUGCUCGUACAUUGGGCCAUGCCCAUCCUCGAGCGCCUUGUUCCCGAGGAAAUCUUAAACGACCUGGACAAUGCGCUUUGCAAUCCGAAUCUUGAAUUCACCGCCCAAGUUGAGACGCUCCCGUGCUAUAACGGCGUCACGGGGGAUCUCCUUUUCAGCAGUCCGACGCCUGGCGCCAGACGUGUGAGCCGUAGACGUCUGCGCGCCCUACUUGCCCGAGAUGUUGAAAUUCGAUGGAACAAGUCUUUGCGCAAGAUCUCUCGGACGGAGAAUGGUAUCACGGCAGACUUUGAGGACAAUACGACAAUGGAUGCCGACUAUCUUGUCGGGACGGACGGCACCUCGUCGAAGGUGAGGGAGAUUGUACUCGGAGCCGAGAAAGCGCAGGCUCAAGGCUCCGGGUUCCUAUUCGCAACCGGUAUUAAUCGGUAUGGACGAGUGGAACACACGAAUGCUAUUGUUGACAAGCAUCCGGUGGCAGCACUCAUGAUGGGAGCCAGCUCCGUCGGCGGCAUUGGCGUUUUGUCUGCUCAGGACGCGUCCGACAAGUCGACGUGGACAACGUUUUGGGUCAAAAUAUGGCGCGGCGAAGCUGUCCAUCUCCAGGGCCGUGAAGCGCUCGACUACAUCAAAAAGAAGACGGCCCCGUUGCGCGACGAGUUCCAACUUGCGAUUGACUGGACGGCGGACGAUGCGUAUGUCAGCAUCAACGAAAUGAAAUAUUGGGUUCCCGUUUCCUGGGACAACCACGAUGGCCGUGUCGCGCUCGCGGGAGACGCGGCGCAUCCGAUGCUCAUUUAUCGCGGACAAGGCUUCCAACACUCGAUUACGGAUGUGGAUAAUUAUGUCCAUGCACUCCUGCAGCUGCACGGUGCUGCGGGGAACAGCGCAUCACGGCGAGCCGUUAUGGGUGCAUAUGACGCCGAGGUGGUGAAGAGAGGCGCUGCCGCUGUGGAACAGUCACUGAGCGAGGCGGAAAAGUCGCUCGAUGUUGGUACGGUGAAGCAAAUGCUGAUGGCGACAAGGGGACACGGGAAAUGA